AUGACCAAAAUGAUCGUCGUUGUUAUCUGCUUACUCAUCAUCGCACAGCAUAUCUGGGCAGCGCCAAAUCUACCAGAUUUACUCAACGAUGGUAAACAUGGUUUUCAUGUUGAUUCGGCCUCAACACCGACCCAAGUUUUUACUGUAGCUUGGCUUACUAAAGCUAAGCGAGCAGAAGAAUCAUGUUUCGUCACGGGUUGUCCAGAGGGUAAACGAUGUAAAGGAUGCGGUGGUUCCAGUGUAUUCUGCAUACCAAACACUGGCGAUUGUUGA
Messenger RNA from Adineta ricciae, 273 nucleotides. Lineage: Eukaryota; Metazoa; Rotifera; Eurotatoria; Adinetida; Adinetidae. The record is from the annotation of a GenBank genome assembly.